GUCAAACUCACAACUGCAUCGACCUCUCAACCCCCAAUUUCUGGAUAGCCGACACCCUUCCGGUCCAACCCACAAACGCAGAAAUGCCGCCAUGGCCCCCAGACAAAACACCUUUACCCUGGUGCCCAACCCGCUGGGCAUGCAGGGCCUCAUGUCGCGCCCAACCAGCGGCCCGGAGAGCAAACCGCCCAUGACCUCGAAGCAGGCCCAGAAACUGCACAAGCAGGCCACCCGCGGGCCCCGUCUAUCCAGAACCGAGCAGCGCCGAAUUGAGCUUGAGGAGCAGGCUCGCAUCCGCAAAGAGCUCGAGAAGGACAAGCAGGCGAACAAGGCCCGCAUCCUGCGCGAGAAGAAGAAGGCCAAGGAACGGCAGCUCCUCGAGGAGAAGAAGCGGAAAGGGUUGCCGCUCGUCAAUGUGCGGCCCAGCCAGGAUACAAUCGCGAGAUUCGUUCGAGGGAACGGCGUGGGCAAGAAGCGGGAUGCCACAGGAGCAAGGGUGGGCCUUCCGGUUCUUGAAGAGGAGGGCGAAUCGGACAAUACACUGCCAGAUCCAAAGGACUCUGAAGGUGCCAGUGAAAGCAGGAGACAACCCGUGUCUCCGAUGGGCAUAGUACCUGCCGGAGGGCGAGCGGCAGUGGCCAAGGAGUCGUUCAUACUUGAACCAGGGAAGGAGGCGAAUCUGGAACCUGAAGACAGGCAGGGAUUUGAAGGGAAGCCGAUGGAAGAGGAUGAACCGAUUCCUGCUGUUGCGUCAGUACGGUUCUCUAACACGCACCACGCCAGCGAAGGCACACCGGCCAAAGCGAUGUACAGAGAGACCCUGAAGAAUCCAUCCAUCCGCCAGGCGACACCCGAACGAGGCGUCCUAGACUGUGAGAGAAAGUCGGCGACACACAUAUCACCAGGCCGCAUGACCGCAUCGCAAGAGCUGGAGCGAAUCUCAAUAAUCAAGGAAGCCCAAGCGCCACGACCACUGCCCACGCCACGGCUUCCUCCAAAACCUCCCUCCCAACACCACCCGUCCCCAAAGCCCCAGCCGCCUCCAAAUCCUCCAGCGGCUCGAAAACCGUUGCAAGAAACUACUAAUGCCUUCAGCCGGACUUGGCGACUACCCCUAGGGGACACGGGCCCCAAGCUUACGCCCCCUUACAAACAACCUACUCUUGCCACUCCACGACGACAGACUCUAGGUACAGUUCCAACGUUUAAGCAGCAUAGACUCGGGACGCCAACAUACAGGGUGCAGAAACCCCAGUUUUUGCCCUCACAUCUUCGUGGUGCAGGCGCCAACCAGCGGACACCGAGCAGACAGGUGAACUCUAUGUCGGCGCCGCCCACCAGUACUCAACUUUUUGUCAUGUCCCAUAUAGACGACAUAUUACCCAGCCCGUCCCAGGAAGCUAGGGAGUUACAAGGAGACCCUCCGACAGCAGUACCGGAAGCACUGAAGUCUGGUCCCUUGCGGACGCCCAUCGCCAUCGGCGGACUCGCAUCGAAAGAUGCCCGCCCAGCCAGGCAGUUGGUACAGCAAGUUGCGCAGGUCAAGCCGCCGAUGGCGCCGCCCCCGCGACCUACUACAGUGAAACAACCCACAGUCACGGUGAAACAGCCAACGGUCACAGUCAAUCAACGCGCAGCGAACCUGACCGAUAUUCCAUUCAUCUCUACCCAGGACCUCAUAUUUUCUUCCCAGGAGCUCCGAGAUUUAGAGGCACCGACCACCAGCAGGAACAAGACUAUCAGUACCAAGGUUCUCCCCCUCAAGAAAUCCCGUCCCACCGUACAACAGCGGCCGUCACCGCUAUCCCACAUUUCGUGUCAUACCCAUACGACGCCCCAAAUCGAACUGACGCAGUCCACUUUGGCGGCCGAGCAGCAUGCAACGCCUCCAAAUGCGACUAGGCAGCCACAGCAGGCUUUCGGGCAAGAAAGCUGUGCCUUAGACCAGCAGAGUUCUGCGCAUAGGAGCCGACAAGCACCCCAACAAAGCAAGCCUGCAUUACCUUCGUGUACAAGCAGCACAAAGGGGGACAACAAGGUAGCUUCGGAUGAGCCGCCACGCCCUGCCUCCCCCGAGAAGCCAAGGUUCUUCGGCUCAAGCGGUUCCGGGUUGGAGAUGUUGCUUGCUAUGGAACGGAGCCGGAAAACCCACGAGGAAGAGGAGCGGAGGCGGCUCGCCCAGCUUCGAGCGGAGCCAGACCCGGCAGAUCACAUCUCUGGGAGCCCAAAACUCUCACGAGGCAGCCAGAGAGUAAAGUUGCAGAACAACGGUCAUGGGUCGCCCGCGGCACCCCGCUUGCAGGGGAAGCCUCGGACAACCGCGAACAACAGCCCUAAAUCAGCACACCAGGACAGAGCAGUUACUGGAGGCCAGCUUGAUCCCCCCACAACCGUGGCAUCUCAGGAGACGGACUAUGGCGAUCUUGAGCUCGAUUCGAUGGACUUUGAGGAGCUUGAUCGAGUACUCGAGGAGCAUAAACCCGGCUCUCAAGAGUGUGAAUGUUAAUGGUUGGACUCGGGAACAUUCAUAGCUUGUGACGAUCACAAUGCGGUCAACCUAAAUGGCCAGGAUGAGCAUGGUCGUUCUGAAGGCAUCAAUUCUUGAUGCACAGAGUGUUGCAACUGUAUCUUGACCCUAUUCUCGCGCGAAGAAUAUUUUCAAAGUUGGACAUCUCAGGGAACCAACCAACUUUGUCUCGCAAACGUCAUGCAGGCAUAGACAUUCAUGGAUAGGAAACGCAUAUCUCGGUACAAAAUACCUGCUAAAAGCUGCCCUCCCUGAAAUCACUGACGUGGUGUU
Parathielavia appendiculata is the source of this 2800-nucleotide messenger RNA. RefSeq lists its product as uncharacterized. The transcript has a single exon. NCBI's taxonomy places the organism in Eukaryota, Fungi, Ascomycota, Sordariomycetes, Sordariales, Chaetomiaceae. The record is from RefSeq and is a predicted model, not a curated record. The coding region runs from base 92 to 2506 and encodes 804 amino acids.